This is a messenger RNA of Trichomonas vaginalis G3, 3003 nucleotides long. RefSeq names its product biological adhesion protein. NCBI's taxonomy places the organism in Eukaryota, Parabasalia, Trichomonadida, Trichomonadidae. Bases 1 to 3003 code for a protein of 1000 amino acids. The record is from RefSeq and is a predicted model, not a curated record. The transcript has a single exon.
AUGCAGGCAAUCGACCCGAACUGGCAAUAUAAUGUCAGUAAAAAGAUUGCCCAAUUAACAAAAGUUAUUUUUAGACUGCAUACAGAAGGAAUUGAUCGAAGAGAUUCGAUAGCAAAAUUAAAAAGAGCGCAAGAUAAGGAAAUAGAAGAAAUCAGAAAUGUUGUUGACCAACGAGUUCAAGAGUUUAGAGAUAAUUUAGCAAAAGAAUAUGAAGAAACGCAAAAAGAAACAAAAGAUAAAUAUGAAGAGAUGUAUAAUACAGUAAAAAGUCAAUAUGAAAGCGAAACUAAGAAACUACAAGAAAAAGCAGCCAGUAUAUCUAGUAUAACCAAAGAACAAAUUGAAGUUUUACAAAAACAAAUCAAAAAUUUAACUGACCAGCUCGAAUAUCAAAGAACAAACUUCAAGCAAUCACUCACUCAAGCAAGAGAUCACUUUUCUGAUACUGUUGAAGAGCUGAAGCAAAAGCAUCAACAAGAAUUAGAAAACGUUAUUACAGAAUCCAACUUAAAGUAUAAUAAACUUGUUGUAGAAUCAGCAAAAAAAGAAGACGAACUACGUGCUCAAAUGUCUGCUGCUGAUAAAGAGCUUGAAGCUAAAAAGGUUCAGGAAUUAGUGAAUCAAGUUUCGAAAUUAAAGACAACAAACUUAGAACUCGACAACAAUUUACGUGCAACAGAACAAGAGAAGAACAAACUUGCGAAAUCUAAUAAGCAAUUACAAGAAAAACUUUCAAAACUCGAAGAAAACGUUUCAAAAUACAAAGAUUCAUUAAAAUCUCAAGCUGCAGACAAAGAAGAGAUAGAGAACUUAAAGAAUAAAAUCAGGGCUGAACAGUCAAAGUAUUCUACAGACACACAAUCACUUAAACAACAGUUAGAAGAUACAAUUCAGAAAUUUAGACAAGAAAUCUCUGAAAGAGAGGAUUCAAGCAACAAAAUGAAAGCUUUACUUGAAAGUGAUAUAAAAAAACUCCAAGAACAAUUAAAGGAUAGCUCUUCGCAGUCAAAUGAAGAACAUAAGAAAAUUAUUAAAAAUUUGACAGACGAAAUCGAUCGUUUGCAGAAUAAAAUGUCAUUUAUGGAAGCAGAAAGUCAUAAAACAGAAGCCGAUCUACGCAGUAUGAUUGUAGAUUUGAAAUCUCAGCUCAGAGAUGUUGCAUCCAUCAACGAAAAGGCAAUUGAAGCAGAGAGGACACAAAGUUCGAAUUCCAUUGCAAUUAUUAUGAAGUCACAUGCCGCAGAAGUCCAAGAAUUAAAAGAUCAAAUUGAAGCAUUGAACAGAGACAGCAAAAUAGCCAUGGACAAUGCAAAUCUCAAGUUCAAGGAUGAAAAAGACGGCUAUAUGGCUCAGAUUUCUCAGUUAAAUAGUACAAUUACCCAGCUAAAGUCUGAAUAUGAAAGAAAAAUUUCAAAACUUGAAAAAGAAAAAGAAAAAGAAACAAAAUCUAUAUAUGAGAACAGCGAAAAUUCCAAGAAUUCUUUGAUAAAAGCGUACGAGCGACGCUUGAAAGCCUUGGAAGACCAGCUUGCUCUUGAAAAAGAACAAAUGAAAGUUAUGCAAGAGACACAAUUGAAACAACUUGAUGAAAAAUACACUCUUAGCAUACGCCUCAAUAAUGAGAAGCUCAAGAAAGAGUUCGAGGCCGAGAAAACAGACAGUUUGUCCCAGCAAAGAGAUAAUUAUGAACAUGACAUCAAAGAACUUAAGGACCAAAUAGAAAAUUUGCAACAUACUAAUGGUUUCCUUGAAGAGCAGAUUGGCCAGCAGAUGCACGAUUACGAAGAAAAGCUUUUGACUUUGAAAUCUCAAAUUAAGAAACUUCAGGAUGAGAAGAACCGUAUGGAAAAGGACUUCAAGAUGUCAAUGGAUGAGAAAGAUGUCAUUUUGAAGGGCCAACGUGAAGAAAAUAAUUCCGAAUUUAACGAAAAGUUGGUGGAAAUAGAAAAACAACAUACUGAAGAGAUAUUAAACCUUAAGAAAGAGUUCUCUAAGUCAAUGUCUUUGAGACAAAACGAAUUUUCCCAAAAAUCAAAAGAUUAUGAGACGAAAAUCAAAGAACUCCAAGAUAAUAUUGAUGCCUUGCACAAGCAGAUGGAUGAUAUGCACAAGAAACACUUCGAUGAAAUGACUGCUGCUGAGAAAAAGUUCACGGAUCUUCAGGAAACGAUGUCUGCUGUAGAAGCAAAUAUGCAACAGUCAUCAAAGGACCAAAUAAAGCUUCUUCAGCUUGAAAUUGAUGAUUUGAAGAAGAAAUAUCAGUUUAAUGAGUCACAUCAAAACAAAGAAAUUGAUAAACUCAUAUUGCAGAUACAGCAAAAUAAGGUGGAACAUGAGAAGAAGUAUUUGUCAAUGGAACAACAGUUUGAUUUGACUAAAAAUGAGCUGGAAUUGCAGAAAAAUACUCAAAUUUCGCUUUUGAAGAGCGAACAUGAGGUAAAAAUAGGUGAAAUGCAAAAGAAAAUUAAUGAUUUGGAGUUGUCUCAUAAGAAUGAAAUCGAUAACUUAAAUAAAGAGCAUGAAAACAAAUUAAAUGAAAUUGAUGACCAAAGAAAAGAGGAAUUAAAGAAACUGUUGGAUGAAUUUGAUGAAAUAGAAGAUGGUUAUAAGACAGAUAUAGGAAAACUGAAUGAAGAACUUGAAAAAACUAAAAAAGAAAAUUCAGAUUUGUUGAAGAAACUGGAUCUUAUGGGUUCAACCAUUGCAGAUCAACAGAAAAUCAAAGAGCUUGAAAAGCGCGUCUUUGAAAGCAACGACAUGGUUGCAAAAUUAUUUAAUGAGCUGAAACACUACCAGCAAGAAUUUGCUAAUCGUGAACAAGCGUAUAAUAAGAUAUUCAAUACGAAGCCACAGGUUGGAGUCUUAAAUGUUUUGGAGAAGAGAAUGAAAAGAGAUACUCUCGAUCGUUCUUUGCCUCCGCUAAGUGAAGCUAUAGAGAAGGCUGAAGCAAAAUCCAAGCGAGCUUCAACAGUAAUAUCAGCUCGCCGAUCAAAGCCAAAAUAA